Hyalella azteca is the source of this 2379-nucleotide messenger RNA. RefSeq names its product chitin deacetylase 1. Bases 16 to 1467 code for a protein of 483 amino acids. The record is from RefSeq and is a predicted model, not a curated record. Gene Ontology annotation, molecular function: chitin binding. Gene Ontology annotation, cellular component: extracellular region. Gene Ontology annotation, biological process: carbohydrate metabolic process. The transcript is spliced from 11 exons. Lineage: Eukaryota; Metazoa; Arthropoda; Malacostraca; Amphipoda; Hyalellidae.
ACGUCGGCAGCAGUCAUGGAGUUAAGUUGCGCCGGGGCAGUGCUCUGCGUGUUGCAGUUCAUUCUUUUUUCUUUGAUACUUGGGUGUGGAGCGCAAGAUGACUUCGUCUGCCCGCUUCCCAACGGUCUCUUCCCGGACCCUAACCCUGAGGCCUGCGUACGCUUCUAUCAGUGUGACAACAGCAUCGCCUUCUUGAAGUUUUGCCCUUCUGGGUCAUUAUUCGACACCUACAAAAAACUUUGCGUUGACCGACACUUGAAGGUCUUUUGUGGACCUCAACCGGCAACGGAGGCACCCGUAAUUAUUGAGGACCCUCACACGGCGGGUGAAUGUGACGUCACGAAAUGCAAGCUCCCUGAGUGCUUCUGUUCACCCGACAGCAUGGCGAUCCCUGGUAACCUCACUCGCGAACAGGUCCCGCAAAUCAUACUCAUCACUUUCGACGGGGGCGUCAACUCGUUGAACUUCAAGACGUACAACUCAAUUUUCCUCGAGAACCGCACCAACCCAAACGGUUGCCCAAUUCGCGGCACGUUCUUCAUGAGUCAUGAGUAUACGGACUACUCAUUGGUCGAAGAUUUCUACAGCAAAGGUCAUGAGAUGGCAUCUGGCAGCGUUACCCGCCGAGCAGGUCUAGAGGACGCCACUGUCGAUGACUGGGUGGGGGAGAUGGUGUCCAUGCGACAGAUCCUCAAGCACUGGGCGAGCGUUGACCCAAGCGAAGUGAUCGGCAUGCGGGCACCCCACCUCAAGCCUGGCCGCAACACGCAGUACGAGGUGCUCCUGGACUACGGCUUCGUAUGGGACUCGUCCCUCACUGCCACCCCCGGCGCCAUGCCCGUGUGGCCGUACACUCUAGACUUCGCUGUCAACCACGAGUGCAAGGCUGGCACUUGUCCCACACACUCCUUCCCUGGAGUGUGGGAGCUUCCUAUGAACUCCCACUAUGGGCAGUCCCUGGAAGGAGGCUUCUGUCCCUACCUCGACCAGUGCGCUCUGCUCUACCACUCCGAGGACGAGGUUGUCGAGUGGCUCAAAUAUGACUUCCAUCACCACUACGAUACCAACAGGGCUCCUUACCAGUUAACAUUGACUGCCAACUGGUUUGCUACCAAAGAACUGCACAAAGCUCUGCUGCGCUUCAUUGACUAUACGCUGUCACUUCCUGACGUGCAUUACACGACCGUUACGGAGGCACUGCAGUGGAUCAGUGCUCCUGUGCCGCUAUCUCAGAUGCAGAACUAUGAACCCUGGGACUGCAAGCUACGGCAGCUGCCCAAGUCUCCUUGCAAGACACCGCGAUCUUGUCCUCUGGCUCUCGAAGGCCGUUUUUCGGAACCUUAUGGGAUCGCUGGCGGGACAAGGUACAUGGUGACGUGCUCUCAAUGUCCUCGCAAAUACCCCUGGGUAUUUGACGCCGCUGGAACUGGUCUUGGCAACGAUGUGUAUGAAAAAGCUACCUUCUAGACAAAGUGAAUGUGUUUUUUUGUGAAAACCGAGUCAACAAUAUUUCUGUCUAUUUAUCCGUCAAUUUUGUUAUGAGACUCUUUUUAUAAAACUGCCGAUUUGAAAAUUAACCAUCGUCCAUCGAUCUAGUAUCAUUAGAAUAGUGGUGUCAGUGUCGAAGAUUAGACCAUCAGGCCUGACACCGAUUCUGAACAUUGCAGAAUUUUCACAGCUUGUUGCGGGUUUCAAAUACGCAACUCACAGAUCCAUUCUUGUGCUCAACCGCCUUGCUACCUGUUCGAUUUUGGCUAGAACUGUCUCAGGGUGCUGGAAUCAAACCCGCAAAUCACUGCUCCAAUCUUAGUACUGUAACCAAGCAAGGCAUCCAAACUGUAUCCCAUUGGCUCUGUGCUGAAGGCAUCCGAACUGUAACCGCUGGGCCGCCCUCAAUACAAGCGAGUUGUGUCUCCCGGCGUAGACGUUCUCUCGUUGAAACAAAUCCUACUAUUCGUUCGAUUUCCUAACAUUGAAGCUCUAUUCACAUUCUUUAAUUAUAUUUCAUUUUAAUAAGCCUGAAGUUUUCUCAAAUACAUAUACGAAACGUACUAAUCGGAUUAUGCGCAUGCAUUAAAAUUGGUCAUGCUUGCAUUGCUGAAAAAUCGUUUUAAUAAUUCUAAAAUAUUAAUACAUUGCAACGAAUGUUGAAAAUAAGUUAAAACAGUUUGUAACGAGAGAAGUUAGCGGUCGCUGUUCACGGUGCCGUAAAUUGUUCAGUGCUUCUGGUAAAUUAUGCUCAAUUCAUAUUCCCGAGAAAAAUCUGUAAAAUGAAAUCUUAUCAUUAUAUUUGUCACUGAUUUAUGUGACUCAGUCUUUCACUAUAUCUGUUCAAUGAGAAUUUUUUGUAUCGUAUUAAAAUCUUCAACUUCAUUCUAA